AUGUACCCACAACAACUUAACGCAACGAAACAAGAGGUCCGCCUUCUUACCAUCCUGCCUGGAAAAUUCGACACUCCUAUUCGAUGCACAUUGACGAAAGUCUCCCUCGCCGACAAGCCCAAGUACAACGCACUCUCGUACGCAUGGGGUGACCCUCAAGCCACGAAAGACGUCGUCGUCGACGAUGCCUUGUUCGCAGUCACAAUCAAUCUGGAGAACGCCCUCCGCCAUGUUCGUAGCGAGUCAGAAACAUCAUCCGUUUCGUGGUGGAUCGACGCAAUGUGCAUCAACCAGGGCGAUGUUCAAGAGCGUAACGGCCAAGUCGGCAUCAUGGAUGAUGUCUACAAGUCCGCCUCGGAGGUGGUGAUCUGGCUGGGCCACGGAGAUGAAGAGAUUAACUUGGCAUUCGGCUAUUUCAAGCAGGGCUCUUCUGCGACAUUCAACGAAGAGAGCAAGGAGACCAUGACAGAGUUUCUCUGGGCCACCGUGAGAGACGUGCCGUGGUUCAAUCGGGUCUGGGUCAUGCAAGAAAUGGCUCUCGCGGCGGAAGAUCCAGUCGUGGUGUAUGGUCAUCAUAGUGUUCCUUGGUCGGUGCUCUACGACUUCUGGUGUGACUUGGUUGCGCAGUACCCCAAGGCCGGGCGCCUGACUCAGGCCGCAAAAAGAAUCGUCGGCGAGUGGACCUACGAAGAUGCACUCUCCAUGGCAGAAACCAUAGUCUGGCUACCUUACGACUAUGAACGAUCGCGAAUGCGUGCUCUAGGGAUCAUUCGGAGAGAAUAUCAGUCGAAGGGUGGUAUGGCCCUGCGAGCUGCGUUCGUUCAUUCCCGCUUUUCCACGGCCACCGAUCCAAGAGCUCAAAUAUGUGGGAGACUUAGUCUGCUUGAGAAUAAGCAGCGCAAGUUGCGCUCGUCGAUCGACUACGAGCAGCCAGUCCACAUCGUUUUUGCCCAAGCGACAGCUUACAUACUUGCGGAAGAUGUCGGCCUGGACUUCUUCUCACGAUGGCCAUUGACUGGUCUUUCCCCUGUAAUCGGAGGCCUCCCUUCGUGGGCGCUCGAUUUUUCCUCAGCGAAAGACAACGAGAUCGAGGAAGGAGGGUUUGUCUUCGGUUCAAUGGAAAGGGGGUCGGUCGAUGGGAACCAGCAUCCUGUCAAAGGUAGAGCAACUGUCGUCGACGACAUGCGGACUUUGGAAGUGAUCGUCCUACCGGUGGACGAGAUCGUCGAUGUCUUUCACUUCGGCGACAAAUGGCCGGAAUGCCUCACCACACUCCCCGACAUCUCUCUUCUGGCCGAUGCAGCAAAAGAAAGACCGGAUCGCCCACUCGACGAAGGAUUCAUAGCAGAUUGCUUUCGAAGGUUUCGGUCCUCGGAACCACUUUGGCGGACUCUGCUCCACAACAGCACGGACACUAUGGCCGGCCCAGAGCCAGUACGUGCGGAGCUCGAAGCCGACUACAAUAACCUGCUGGAGAAUGUCCGCAACGGAAGACUCCACGACGUAGAUCUGAACGGAGAAUACGUAACUCAUCUGAAGGCACGCCUCGUCGGCCGAGCUUUCAUCACGACAAGAGCUGGAUUGGUCGGACUGGCUGGUUCAAAAGUCAGAGUUGGAGAUGAGGUCAGCAUCUGGUUCGGAUCUGGCGUUCCUUUCGUGACGCGGCCAAGUCCAUAUGCACCUGGCACUUGUGGUCUUGUGAGUACUGCAUAUGUCGCGGGGAUCAUGGAAGGCCAGAUGGUGGACGAGUUGUAUCUCGAAGGUUGGCUGCGUACCACAAAGCUGUAUGUUCGAUAG
Zymoseptoria tritici IPO323 is the source of this 1797-nucleotide messenger RNA. RefSeq lists its product as uncharacterized. The record is from RefSeq and is a predicted model, not a curated record. Bases 1 to 1797 code for a protein of 598 amino acids. Lineage: Eukaryota; Fungi; Ascomycota; Dothideomycetes; Mycosphaerellales; Mycosphaerellaceae. The transcript has a single exon.